Gopherus flavomarginatus (Mexican gopher tortoise) is the source of this 4434-nucleotide messenger RNA. Its product is annotated as zinc finger protein 572-like. The record is from RefSeq and is a predicted model, not a curated record. Gene Ontology annotation, molecular function: DNA-binding transcription factor activity; RNA polymerase II cis-regulatory region sequence-specific DNA binding. NCBI's taxonomy places the organism in Eukaryota, Metazoa, Chordata, Testudines, Testudinidae. The transcript is spliced from 4 exons. Gene Ontology annotation, biological process: regulation of transcription by RNA polymerase II. Bases 1492 to 2202 code for a protein of 236 amino acids.
GUAUGUGUGCGUGUCUUCACUCACUCCGGGUUUGUGUGUGUGUGUGUGUUUGCGUGUCUUCACUCACUCCGGGUUUGUGUGUAUGUGUGUGUGUGUGUGUCUUCACUCACUCCGGGUCUUUGGUGACAUUUCAGCAGCAGGUCCUUCACCUGGCGCGAGUGAAGACACCUCCACCCCUGCUGCCGAAGUGCUGCCGCGAGCAUCUUCCCUCUUCUUGUGGCAACUCACCAAGCGUUUGCAAAGGGACACCCAGCCAUCCUGCCCCGACAGCUCAGAGCUGUUUUCCUGGGGCACCCUGGUUUUCAGCACCAAACCCUUGACCAAAGCUAUGAGAUCUUCUUGGGACAAUCUGCCGAACAUCUCACCCUAACUGGCAGAGUGCUAACAGCACUAAAAUCCUGCAUCUUCAUCACAGCUUGCACUGCCACUACCGCCAGCGGAGGCGCUGGACUAACGGUGAACUACAGGUCCUUCUUUGCCUGUUGUACCCAAGGCCUGGGUGCAGAGGGGUCCUUAGCCCCCCAGGACUGCAGGAAAAACAGCGUCCAGUCACAGCGCACACGACUUGCUAACCGCGGUGGCAGCUGAAGUUGCAAGUCUGGCUUUGCUCUGCUGGCUGUGGGAGCCCAGUGCUACAGAGUGCGUGAUGUCUGCAUGGGAACAGCAGGUCACCUGCUCCAAAGCGUGAACUGCUCUUCUGGGCACUCAGUGAGGAUGCAAACAAACCAGCCCAAUGGCUUGGGCCUGCACCAAUUCUGGCUACCCUGGUUCUUACUCUUGUAACAUCUUGGGGCGAGUUCCUCAGAGUGCUGCCUCCCCAAACAAUCAAACGAAUAGCUGUGCACAGGGACAGGCGCUCUUCCAUUCUCCAUGGAAAUUCUGCAAUCGUGUUACUGCCUCUGGAGCACCAGGCCCCUUUCUCCCACCGGGUUCUGCUAACUGGGCUGCACGGAAGGAGCCAGAGUAUUAUCGUGGUGUAAUCUGUUUAUUCAGAAGCUGUACACAAGUCCUGUUUCCCUGGAGAGUGGUAGGAACAAAGCAGUGCAGACAGCUCCCUUACACAGAAACUUCAGGUCUUCCAGUUUUCAGUCCUGACAUGAUCUCCCAGCUGGAACAAGGAGAAGAGCCUUUGGGUCCUGGAUCUCCCAAGGCUCUGAGGAAAGAAGGAUCCUGAGAAACAUUCAUACAGUCCCCUUUCUGAGGUUGCCUCUCCCCCGGCACAGGGGACAAUUCAUGUCUGGAUACUCCCUCUAUCCUGGCAGGUGAUGUGAUGGUGAGUGAAAACAAGGAAAUGAAUCCUGAGCAGGAAAUCCCUGAGCAAGUGGAACCACACGGGCCGGCACUGGCACCAUCCAAAGGAAACAUUUCCUGGAGGGGUGAGCAGGGAGCAGCCUGCAAGGGUCGGUGCAGGCCGGAGAGGCAGCAGGAAACCCCCCAGUGAAGAGAUGAGGUAACUCGCCCCAGAGAAGUUUGAAGGACCACAGUGAAACUAUGCUCCAGCUUAGAACCCGCACUAAAGAGAAACUGUAUGAAUGUCCUGAGUGCGGGAGGAGCUUCACUCGCAACUCACACCUUAUUGUGCAUCACAGGAUCCACACAGGAGAGAGGCCCUAUGACUGCCUGGACUGUGGGAAGGGGUUCAUUCAGGGUGCCGACCUGACAAAGCACCAGAGAACCCACACAGGAGAGAGACCCUAUUGUUGCCCCAACUGCGGGAAACAGUUUGCCAUUUUCUCCUCCCUUAUUUCACACCGGAGACUGCACACGGGGGAGAGACCCUACAAAUGCCCCGAGUGUGGGAAAAGCUUCACUGCCAGCUCCAAUCUUAUUGUGCACCAGAGAACCCACACUGGGCAGAGGCCCUGGGCAUGCCUCGACUGUGAGAAAAGCUUCAGCGUGAGCUCCAACCUUAUCGCCCACCAGAGGAUCCACACAGGAGAGAGACCCUACAAAUGCCCCGAGUGCGGGAAAGGGUUCACUCGGAGCUCCCACCUUGUUUCCCACCAGAGAAUCCACACAGGAGAGAGACCCUAUGAAUGCCUGGACUGUGGGAAGAGCUUCAGUGAGGGCUCAGACCUCAUUAAGCACCAGAGGAUUCACACGGGAGAGAGACCUUAUAAAUGUCCUGAGUGUGGAGAAAGCUUCAGCCAGAGCUCAAGCCUGAUUAAACACCAGAGAGUCCACACCAGGAAAACCCCCUGAGUGCGGGAUAAGUUUCCCACUGAGCUCCACCCUUAUUUCUCAUCAGAGAAUCCACACAAGAGAGACUCUAUAAAUGUCCAUUCUGUGGGGAAGCCUGCCAGUGGAAGAUCUCUUUAAUGUCCCACUAGACAUGCCACAGAGAAGGUGGCAGGAACUCUCCCUGAAUGUAAUAUUUCUGUGCCCUGCUGACGCAAUGUAUAAACAUGCUUCAUUUCAGGAUGGUCUAGGCAGAAGGGGGUCAGAUGGGUGGAUGUUUUGAGUUUCAGUGUGGCUGGAGGAGGGAGCACUGGGUACUGGGGAGAUGGGUUAUUUCAAGGUCUGGAGGAAGCAGGCAUUGAAAUUAGUGAGGAGCAUUUCUGCAGGGGCUACACACACUUACCAGGUCAGAGAAGAGGUGAAGAUACCCCAUUGCACUUUGUGUCCAUGUUGUCUCUGCAGCUCCCAAGGCCUCUCAGGGUGGGUGUGAGGGCAGGGGAUGCUGUUAUUAUUAUUUGUGUUAUCACAGUGCCCUAGUCAUGGCCCAGGACCCCUCUGCAUCAGGCACUGUGUAAACACGGAAUGAAAAGCCAGUUCCUACCGCAGAGAGUUUAAAUUUAAGUGGAGAGACGUGACAACAGAUGGACACGGACAGAUGGGAGGUGAGGGUCCAAGGAAGCAGACUGUAUAGGUAGCAUGAUGGGUAGCAUGCUCAGCAUACCAGCACCCUAACCACUGUCAGGCUUUUUGGAGGCCUCACAGCAAAGGAGAGCUUUAAGUUUUUCAAGGAAAGAGUGCGGGGUCCUGUGGGUCCUGUAGUAAGUGAAGGCCCUGAUAAAGGCCCAGUAUGAGGCCUGAGACCUGAACUAAAAUAAUGGCGAAGACUUUGCUAACAUAAAGCAGAGUGAAGCUGUGAGCCAGAGGCAGGCCCUACUCACAGAAGCUGGCAAGGAAAGGGCUGAUGCUGCAAGAAGAUACGUACCUAAAAGGUACUGAACACUAGAGAUCAGAACAUUCAGAUACUUGCACAUUCCACACAGAUAACAAGGAACAGAUUGACCCAUCCCAAUGACAGGGGAAAAAGGGUAAAAUGAUGGAUAGAGUUGUUUUGAUCGAACCAACAUAUACAAGGUGAGAGGUUGUACCUUGCUAUGUAGAGGGGCUGCACCUCAAUACGUCAGGAGUGAUGUGUAACUUGUUUGUACCUGUGUAUAAAAAUGUAUCCCUGGGGCGAUGUCUUUGUCCGGCUGAGGGGGCAGUGGAAAGUCCCUCCACUGACUGAGCCAAGUCCAUUGACCGUGGGCACAUAUUAGUAGUAUGCCUUUUACUAGAGUAACAAUCUAGGGGAACUAUCAUUGUGUCCAAUACGGCAAUAAACCUGGCCGAUGUGCCUUCGUACCUUACUAGACUCUGUGGUCAUUGGGGGUUCUCUUUGGGUCUGCUGUGUCAGCUAUCUGCGCAGAGCUGGGACAGCACACAGAGGGAACACACGCACGCAGCCGAGUAAUACUAACAAGGAGAGAGCAGAGCAGAGCACCACACCAGUAGCAUCUGACAACACACCUCUGACAACAGGUCCAUAGUAUAAAGCAACAAGAGCUGCUGAUCCGAAGUGAGAGGAUGGACUCCGUAAAUGCAGGGACUGGAGACAGGGGAAUUCAUGGGGGAGAUUCCCUGUUCCUGAGAGGGUAGUAUGGCGUAGUAGUGAGAGCAGGGGGAAUUGGGCCUCAGGAGUCCUGGGUUUAGUUCCUAGCUCCAAGCGGGGAGUGUGAACUAGUGGUUAGAGCAGGGUGGGGGUGACUGCUGGGCUCAAUAACCAGCUCUGCUAGUGUCACCUCAUCCCAAUCACUUCCCCUCCUUUCUCUGCAUGUGUCUCUUCCAUCUGUGCAAUGAGGAUAAGUCACACAUUAUCCCAGGGUGUUGUCACUAAUUACUGUGUGUUCAGAGGCUCAGGAGGACAGAGGUGCCAAGGGAGGGGAAGUGUCAUUGUUACUGUGUUUCAUUAUUAUCUGAUCCUCUCCCAUCCCACCCCAGCUGUCUCAUCACUGGACGGGAUUUGCUGAGUUGAAGGGAAGGGUUUCAUCUGUUUCUAGGGAGGGGAUUAGCUCACAUUGUCACAUACUGGGUUUAUUCCUGAGCUAACUGCCCUGGGAGGGCUUUUCUCUUUGUUUCUGGAUGGGGCACGGGAGAGGUGGGGUCCUGUUUUUUUUUGUUUUCCACAAUAGCAGAGGCUGGAUUGAAUGACACAGAAGCCCC